AUCCACAAAGAGAACAAACCAUUAACAUGGGGUUGUGCAAUAUUUCCCUAGCUCUCCUUUUCAUUUUAGGCUCAGUCCUUAUCCAAUCCUCUCAUGCCCAAGACACACAAGACUACCUCAAGUCCCACAACGACGCUCGAGCAGCAGUAGGCGUUGGUCCCUUGACGUGGGAUGACAAAGUAGCAGGCUAUGCACAAAACUACGCCAACCAACAUGUUGGUGACUGCAAUCUCGUGCACUCCGGUGGGCCAUACGGCGAAAACCUUGCCAUGAGCACUGGUGACAUGUCGGGAACAGCGGCUGUGGACAUGUGGGUGGCGGAGAAAGCCGACUACAGUUAUGAGUCGAACUCUUGUGCUGAUGGAAAGGUGUGUGGGCAUUAUACACAGGUGGUUUGGCGUAACUCGGCUCGUGUAGGGUGCGCAAAAGUUAGGUGCAGUAGUGGGGGUACCUUCAUUGGAUGCAACUAUGAUCCCCCAGGCAACUAUGUUGGGCAGAAGCCAUACUAGCUAUGGAAGAAUCAACAACCACUCUAGCAG
Malus domestica (apple) is the source of this 539-nucleotide messenger RNA. RefSeq names its product pathogenesis-related protein 1-like. NCBI's taxonomy places the organism in Eukaryota, Viridiplantae, Streptophyta, Magnoliopsida, Rosales, Rosaceae. The record is from RefSeq and is marked provisional. Gene Ontology annotation, cellular component: extracellular region.